AAAUAAAAAAUUACCUAACAUUUUCGGUUUCUGUAUUAUCGGCGAAAUCACGUGAAUUUGAGAUUAUUUUGUUUUGUAAUAAUAUUUUUUGGUAGAUUAUAUGUUUUAGAGGAUAUAUUAAAAAAAUAUAACUUGAUAAUAAAAUUUGAUUGGGUAGGCAACCAAUUAAUCGUAACCUAAAAAUUAUGUAUUUCUUAAACGUCACCUUUAUGAUAUAAAAAUAGAUUUAUUAAAAAAUUCGUUUGGUUCAAGAAUGGAUGAGGAAUAUGUUUUUAAAUUUUUAAACCAAAACUUACUCGGCUGUGAUUUAGUAUUUAGUUUUUUUACAAGCGCUGUGAAUUCCCUCCGGUCUGAUUCUAGUGUUAGACCAUUUCCCCCUAUGUAUUUUAAAGAAGAUGGUAUUGAAAAGGAUUUUAAUUCUUUGAGAUCAAUUUGUAAUAGUAUGCCCCCUUUAAGAGAUCUUCCAUUUUUACCAAAUAUGGAGAAACAUAUUCAACUUUUAACCUGGUUAUACACCAAAUGUGAUCCAAUUUCUUACACAUUUUUUACACAAAAAUUCAAUGAAAAUGAGUUUCCUUUAAAUAUCUCAGGAUUUAACCCAAAAUGUAUAUUUAAAAUAAACCACAGUUCCUCCUCUGAACAGUCUUGGAAUGCACGUAAAGGAACUUUUAAUACAUCUUUAGCAUUUCAUGGGAGCCAAUUAGAUAGAUUCUAUUCCAUUUCAAGAGUGGGUCUUCAACAAAUAUUUAGUACAAAAACCAACCCUUUGUUUGGAGAAGGUAUAUACCUAAGCAAACAUCUUUCCACAAGUAUUAUUUACGCCCCGUAUGGAGCUGGGUGGAUUAAUAGUAUUAUAGGGGAGAAUUUGAGUGUGGUUGCUGUUUGUGAGUAUAUUGAUGAUAUUUCAAAGCAAAGAAAACUUAAAGAUUCGAGAGGUUCCACUAUUAAAGGAAUGAUUGUUGUUACUGAUAGUGAUUAUAUACGUGUGAAUUACCUUUUAGUCUUUAGUAAAAAAAUAAAAAGCAUUUCUGGUAAUGGAAAUAUCAAAUUAAUUAUUAUUUUACUUUUUGUAUUUCUCGCAAUUAUUUUGUAUAGCAAUAAGUUUUUGAGGGAAUUUAAAAUGUUUAAAUAAAAUUAUUAUAUUAC
This is a messenger RNA of Onthophagus taurus, 1146 nucleotides long. Its product is annotated as protein mono-ADP-ribosyltransferase PARP16. Lineage: Eukaryota; Metazoa; Arthropoda; Insecta; Coleoptera; Scarabaeidae. Gene Ontology annotation, molecular function: NAD+ poly-ADP-ribosyltransferase activity. The record is from RefSeq and is a predicted model, not a curated record.